Molecule: messenger RNA, 7681 nt
Organism: Macrobrachium nipponense
Lineage: Eukaryota; Metazoa; Arthropoda; Malacostraca; Decapoda; Palaemonidae
Product: max dimerization protein 1-like
Exons: 9
Coding region: 104-862 (252 amino acids)
Biological process (GO): regulation of transcription by RNA polymerase II
Molecular function (GO): RNA polymerase II cis-regulatory region sequence-specific DNA binding; protein dimerization activity; DNA-binding transcription factor activity, RNA polymerase II-specific
Source: RefSeq, a predicted model, not a curated record
UUUUGACAGCAGUUGGCUUACAAGCACUGUGAAGUGAAGGUGUUAGCGCUACGGCGUUGCGUCCGCGGCUUUCUCGUGGAUUUAUUUAUUACAGUUACAGAAAAUGAGCUUGGAUGUCCUUAUCCAGGCCGCAGAAUAUAUCGAGCGGCGGGAGCGGGAAAUGGAGCAUGGGUAUGCCUCUACCUUACCGAUGCCCGAGCACUUCAGGUACAAAACGUCUAAGCGAUCUCGAUCGAAAUCAAAGCUACAAAGUAAUAGGACCACGCACAACGAAUUGGAAAAGAACAGGUAUGGCGGACGUUUUUUGGGUCAUCAGAUUGGUUGGAGGGCUCACCUUCGGACGUGUCUUGAGAAAUUGAAAGAAAUGGUUCCCUUGGGUCCCGACGGCUCCAGACACACUACGCUUGGCCUUCUUACACGAGCUAAGCAUUUUAUUAAGAAUUUGGAAGACAAAGAGAGGAAGCAGUCCGCCCACAAAGACUUCCUAGCCAGAGAACAGCGGUUUCUAAGGCGGCGGCUGGAGUCUCUCAGCCACCACUUCGUUCCCCACCUCGAUAUGGAGAUGAUGGGCAAGCGACGAUCCGUCUCGGAGAGUUCGUCCCAUUCCUCUUCAUCGUCUUCUUCGUCAUCAUCGUCCUCGUCUACCUCAGAAUCAGGUGAGCUGCUCAAGGAAUUCGCAUCCGCACUGGCCUGCCCACCCUCACACAACACGGAGUCCGAUGAGGUGGACAUCCUCGGUUAUGGGAGCAACCAGAGUGACACCGAUGACCAUUCGUCCAUCCAGUCAUCUGCAAGCGAUGGGGGAGUCACCGUCUCCACUCGCCGUCUGACUAUUACGGAACCCCCUUCACAUGCCCUCUAGGUAGUGGCAGUCUUGUAGGAGUGAAGAGUCGCAGUGGUACCAAGCAACAUUGGAUCUGACACAAGACUUUUAGAUACUAUGGUGAUAUAAUGAACUCUUAUGAAGACUCCUUUAGUGAUGAAAGCUAACAAAUCUCAUUGCCAAGAACAGAGGGAGAGAGAGAGAACACAAGUACAGCAUAGUUCAGUCCUGUUACCAUUUCCUGUAUGAAGCUAGAAUUCCUCCACCCGACUUCUAUUUCAUGACAUGUCUGAUCCAUCAGUUUGUUUAGAUUUUCUUGAUAUUUAUUUUUUUAACCUCCAAGGAAUAAGAAUAGAAAUUUCCUCUUACACCAUGGUAUCAGAAAAUCUUGUCUGCUGGUUUGAGAGAUGAAGAAGCAACAAAAAAUAAAUAAAUAUAUAUAUAAAGCACAUUGUUAUCAUUGAAGAUGUGAACUUUUAAAUGGUGAUUUUUAAAUUGUAUGUGAGCACUUGUAGAGAAGUGCUCAAUGGAUGCGUGAUUGCUGUGCAGAUAUUUAAAAUAUUUUGCUUAUAAAAGGCAGAUGUGAAGUAUUUAAUAAGGAAGAUGUGUAAAUUUUUUUGUCAGAUGUAAGAUCGUUUUAUCAUGUUCAAAAAUACCCAGCCCUUUCUUCCACCCAACCAAUCCAGAAGAAGGGAACAAAAACGAAAACACUUACUCUGUACACAUGAGUGCAUAGUAGCUUUGUGUUGGACUGGUGUAAAGGAAAAAUCCGUUCUAGUCACAUUAAAGAUUUUCCCAAAAUGAAUACCACUGCAUUAUCAGUGAUAUUCCAUUUAGUUGCUUCUAUUCAAACUAUGGAAUAACAGCAAGAGUUUAUAUAUUUUUUGAUAAGGCAAGAAGGUUAUUAUAAAAAUGGUUGGUAGUACAUCCAAAUAAAUAAAAGGCCACUGACUUGAAAAUAAUAACAAUGAUAAGUAAACUACUAUUGUUGAGAAUAUGGAAGGUUGGUGUUGGCAGCGUGUCCUGCCUCCCACCAACCUCUUCUUCUUUCACCAUCCGUCUUGGACAAAAUGUGUUUUCCUUAAUAUUUUGCAUAUUAUGAGCACCAGAUGACAAAUUCUUUCUUAUCUGGUCGUGUCCUUUAAAUUUCAAUAAGACGUAGAACGAAUAUCUUCCUGAUUGUUUUUUUCGUAGUUAUUGGUAGUGCAACAAUUUGUCCAUGAUGGAAAACUGUCGAGUCAUCUUACUAGUAACCCAAUCCACUGUGGAAUGUGUCAACAGAUCUCCACCCCCUUCCCUUAAAAUGAAAACAGAAAAAAAAUAAAAAAAAAAGACUGCCCAGGGGUCCCCCUCCUUCCUUUCUUCCUUCCUUCCACCCUCCCUUCCUCCCUCCCUCCCUCCCUUCUUGAAAAUCCUCACAUUAUAGUUUAUAGGUUUAUAGUUGUGAUAUUCUCUGGCUCAUUCCUGUUAACCUUUGCAAUAUUUUAUAUUUUUAUUCAAGUCUCAUAUUUCGCUGCACUGUUUCUGCCCUGAAAUUAUGAAUCUUUAUAUAUAAUAUAUAUUAUAUAAGCACUGUACUACACCUUAUGUGUCAAGGUGAAGCCAGAACCAAACAGACUGUUUUAACAUUCAUAUUUCAGUAUUUCAUCUGCCAUUGUGCGUCAUUAAUGCAAUAUUUAAAGAGACUUUUUCUUACUGACACAAGAGUGAAGGCGAGUUGGUGCUAAACAAAUGGAUUUUUAUUUAUUAUUAUUUUUUGCAAGUGUGGUCAUGUUUUACUGCCAGAAUAACAAGCAAUGGUGACUGGAUUCGAAUUGAAAUCUUAGCAGAUGCUAAUACUGCAAAUCAAAUAGCUGUGAUAGACCUUUAUGGAAUGGGACUGAAAUGUGUACUGUAUAAACUCUAUAUAUAUGCACACAUUCAUAUGUUUAUGUGUAUAUAUGUCCACAUUUAUAUAACUAUAUAUUGCAUAUACAUGUAACUGUGUACUUGCAACACAUACAAGUUAUAUACAUGUUUUAAUCCACUGGAUACACGCACACAAACAUGUAAAUAUGUAGGAAAUAUAUACACGUGUACAAACUUACAGAAAAGAAUUGUAUACGCGUAUACUGUAAGCUGCAUAUGUAUGUGCGCUUGAAUGUAAUUGUAUGUAUUUACACAGUAUGCUGUAUAACUACAGUAUUCAUAUAUUUACAAUAUGUUUAUAUGUGCACAUAGAUAUACAGCAUAUGUAUAUGCUUAUGAGUAUACGAAUCUGUAAGUGCAUGUAUAUAUAUAGAUACUUAUACUGUAAAAUGAGAAUUAAUGCAAUAAUACUGCCAUCUUUUAACUGCCAUAAAUGAGAAUGCAAAUAUUUCUUCCACAAUUUUACUGGAUCCCCAUAGUUUGCUUAUACUGUGUUUAUCUACAAACUAUAGUACACUAUAUAUUUAUCUGCUUAGGUUCUGGCCUUGCCUAUGAUUAGAUCAAACUCUUUUGAUAUUGUAUUUUGUAAUUUAGCUGUGAAAGUUUGCUAGCAAGGCUCCGAUGAUGGGACGCCUGGGCCAUGUCUCUUGUACAGUGUAUAUACUGACUAGUACAACAAGUAGAGUCUGGACACAGGGUACCAGCCUUUUCCACUGGACUCCUGGUAGCUUUAAUUUCUGCUAAUUCCAUAGGAUUUUCUCAUUUAUAUUCUUUAUAUUUUAUUAGAUUUUAUUUAUUUUCAUUAUUGUAUCUGUAAUGGGAUUGGCUUGAAAUGCUCCAGUGAAUCGUCAUUUCAUUUUAGUACACCCUCCCUCCCCCCAAAAAAAGUUUAUGUAUAUUGAUUUAGCUUGUAGCAGAUUUUAGUUAUAGAUUUUAUUGUAGAGAAGACCUUAUUGAAGAACCUUACUGCCCUACUUUAAAGCACUCAGUGUGAAAACAGUGAGACCUUGUUCUUACAGACUUUAAUACCAUUUGCAGAAGCACGCACACACCUCAGGACACUUGUCCAUGUAUGUGAGCCACUAUGUGCAUGUAUGGUAAUCUACCAUGUGUUCAUAGAUUUAUGUGUACCUGAGGUGCUGCUUGUAAAUGUUGUGGCCACAAGCCGUCCCAAGAGGUAUUGGGUGGUGCUCAUACAAUUUCUUGGAAUUUGCUAUCUUGUUCAAUAUUAACCUAGGUGUGUGGACUUCGAAAAUGACAUUUCCUCUAAGGCCUGCACUUGUUUUAAACACUAAUUAGUGGUAAUUAGUAAUUUCUUUAUCAGUGCUCCCCUAGCUUCAAGAAUGUUCAUGUGUAGCUGAGAGUAAAUGCUAAUGUGUUAAGAUAAACAAAUACAAGCCUUACAAAUUUUCAUUUAACUUCUGCAUUUUUUCUUCUCUAGUUUCUGCAAACUCCAUUCAUCAGUAUGUCAUUUCUAUGCACCACCCAAAGCCUUCCAAAGUAAAAGAGUUCUGGCUUGGCUUUCCCACAGAAAAAAGAAUAAAAGUAACCCCAUGUUAAGCUUAGAUGUGCAAUAAUUGUUAUUGAUAAGCUGACAUUGUUAGAUUGACCUGCAAUGGAGUACCACUGGCAAAGCAACAGUAUCCUGUGCACUCUCAGGAAUUUUCCUCAAUGGAUUGAAAUCUACGCCACAUUUCUAGAAACUAUAUAUCUAUGAAUUAUAGCUUGGGUAUCACUGAGCUGUGAAAGUAAACAUACUAAACUUCUCUACAUACAUCGUUAUUGUUGUCAUUUUUACAAGUGAGGCUUCUAUAAGAAAAAUUAAUGACAAAACUUACCUUUGUCAUGCAUUUGCCAUGAUUUGGUUUCAAAUCAAGAAGAGAUAUUUCCCUAGUGAUAAAUUAAGUUAAAAAGUGUUUGUGGGUAAAUUGUUAGCAUAAGUCUUCAUGACACCAUUACCCACAGGGCCUUCAAUGUUACUGUAGUCAGUCGCUACCAACCAGCUGUAUUAUACUUGUGCUGCCAGGCUACAGAUUAUCUAAUGAAGAGUUACUAAACAAAAGAGGUUUAAGAAUGUUUCAUCUUAAAUAUUAACUCAUUGUACCAUUAGCUUCAGUGGAUGUCACGGCCCUUAGUACUGUAGACCUGGCAUCACAGUUUAUAUUUGACUCUGAAUGUGAGUGGAAAUUGCAUAUUUUUGCAUCUUUCACUACCACCUUACCAAGUAUUUUUGCAUACCUAAAUUGGAGUUUUAUUCCAGUUGUUAUGCUUUCAGAUCAGGUGAAAAGGAACUUCUGUAUAAAGAAAUUUGCACCCCAUUUCAUUUUUAAAAAAUCAUUUAUAAGAUGUACUAGUAAUUUGACUGUCAUUACAGUUACGGCUACCAAAUAACUUUUAAAACCACGAUGUAAGACUAUCUCUGUAGUCUUGUGUAAGAUAUGGUACAGGUGCUUCAGAGUCAUCUGCGACACUGAGGUUCUUCCCUCUAUUACUUUAGUUUGAUCUCGUGAGAUGCCUGGACAAAAUGCACACCCUUACAACAAGCACGUGCGUGAAGUGCCCAUUCACAGCAGUGCAGAACCCAGACUCAAACCAACAGUGAACAUAUAGCGUUUUGGGACAGUUGUAGUGUGCAUUAUGUCAUCUGGUGCCCACCCGAGCACACUGACAAGUGCAGCCAUGGCCAAAGUGCCCAAGGCCCAUCACCUGUCAUCACCAUUCCUUAUCAUUAUUGUUCCCAAUUUACUUCUGUGUAAACCUUGACAGAGUCAAGAAGCACAAAUGUGUAAGAGAGCAAAGAGAUUUCUACUCUUUAAGAGUUGAGAGAAUGAAAUAUAGUUGUGCAUAAACACUAGGGCGAUGGUGGUGGCGGCAGGUGGGUGGUGAUGUGUACACCUUUAUCCUCAAUGGAACAGUGGGGUGGGUGCUCACAAAAAAUGUACAAAAUGAAAAAAUUGUUCAUAUUGUGUCUGAAUGUGUCUUGCCCUUUCUAAUUCCUUCGCAAGCUAUGCAGGAGACGGGGUAAGUACGUACUAUAUUAUCAUCUCAGCAGGAUAGGGUUUAAAAUGUCUUUGAAUUAUGCUACAGUGGAGGCUACUCGAAUCCCACUGCCUCCUCACGAUACCCCGUACCCUAGCAUUGCUGUAGGUAGAAGUGCCCAAUCCUUGUUCCUUUAAUUGUAUUAAUUUCUCCUAUGUGUUGGAUUGUCUGAUAUGCUUCAGUCAUCCAUAGAAACACUCAAUGCAAAAACAAAAAUUAUCAUCUGUGUCUUAACAUUUCAUCCACCCUUGCCUCAGACCUGUCAACAAAACCUCUGCAUCCAGUUCAGAAAAAAUACAAAAAAAAUAUAAAACAAUCCAAUAACAACUAAUCCAUGUGUGCUUGUGAUGUUCACUACUUAACUGAAGUGGGGCAACUAGUGUUGUCCACUGAGCAGAUGUUUACCAUAAAUAGGGUUGACCAUGCUUGACUGAGUGGCUUGGCCCACUAUUUCCACUGAUAAUCGAGCCUAAUGCUGAUCGAGGUAUAUCUACUGAUGGAAAUAUAGUAUUGCUGAAUAGAAAAUAUUUUUUUGUGAAUGUGUUUGAUUUUGUGUGUGUAAAUUUUGUUCAUUUGCUUUUAUUUAUAAUAAUGAAAAUCUUUGUACUGUACAUGAGUAUUUCAUUGUGAAUUGUAUUUGAUUUGGACUGAUUGCAUAUGCAUUGAAAUAUACAGUAUAAAUGAUGUUACAGGGAGGGACUGGCUGGAAGAUGUAGACAUAACACUUAUUCUACACUUCUUUUUACUGAAUAUUUUUACUAUUCUUUUGAUUUUACAAAGGCUGGAAAAAAUGAACUUAUAAGUAGCUUUCCUUUGGCAAGAAGGGGACAUUAUUGAUGUUUUAUGCGGCAUAAUGGAGAGCCUUUGUGUUCAUAUUGACAGGCUUGUUUGUGUUUUGUUAUGUUAUCAGCAUUCUCUCCAUCUGACUUUGAAAAUCCUUGAUGCUAUGUACUGAAAGAACUUGUUUUUUUUUUUUUUCUUCAACUGGUGCAGGUCAGUCGGUGUUCGUUCACUUUUUUAAGAUUUUUCAUGUUUUAAAGUGAUGAUGAAAGUUUGGUUCUUGACAUUUUUAGCAAUACACAUUUUCUCACUUAGUUUUUGUGAUAUCUCCUGCAAGUAUUUUAAGACUAGUUUUAUCACUUGAUAUUUACAGAUCUAUCUAACAAUUAUUCGAGACCAAUUUUACUCGGUAAACCUGUUAUGAAUUGACUCAUAUCUUUCCCGUAAUAAGCACGUAACAACCCGUCCACAAGUAUAGGAAGAAAUCCCAGUUCCUCAGAGUUAAAAGAAGUUAAGUGAACAUCCAGUGACAUACAUAAUUACAGCAAAUCGUGGCUACAGUAUAAAAAUCAUGCACUGUAUUUCAUGAUAAAAGGGGAUAUCCUCCUUGUAAAUUGCAAGCUUUUGGACAUCUUUAUAAUUAUAUAAAAAUUACAUUAAAUUUAAUUAUGUUGUGAAUAAAAAUAAAACCGUCCUUGGCAACGUGUGCCACUGUAAAUUUGUUUGGAAAAUAUAAUUGUGGGAAGAACUGAUGAGACUAAUUGUAAACGAGUUGCAUAGAAACCUCUGCAGCACGAGAGCUAGGAUAGUUGAAUUUACAACACAGGGAUAGGACUUAGCAGGCUUCCAGCCAACGCAAGAUUAACCUUAAGCCCUCCAAAGCAAUUAUUAACAUUUGUAUUAAAAGUUCUAUUCUGGCCAUGUCCAGCCAAAUCUCGACCAUCAGGUUCCAAGAUAUUAGUGGAAACCGAAACAGUCACUCACUAGCCCACGAUCCCCUUCUGUCAAUAGAUCAGCUCCACAAGUUGAACCCGCUAUGUGUCGCAAAUACCAUUAAUGUACAUAUUUCUGGUAACUGUUGUUUCUGUUCUACAUGAUUUUCUUGAAUCUAAAAUAAAAAUAAUUUGUGUA